AUGAAUGAUAUACGUGCUAUUAAUAGACGAUUUCAAGAGUUGUUCAAACAUCAAGUACCCUUCAAUAUUCUUCAAGGCUUUGAGUUUUUUACAUUUAGAGAUAUCCAACAUGCACGAAUGAUAGAGCUAGAAGAAAUGAACAAUGGUAAAUCUAAAUCUGAAGAACUUUUUUCUGAAAAAGAGAUGUUUCAUAUUUUUCAAACACUCAUGACAACUCCAGAAGUGUGCUGA
Entrophospora candida is the source of this 231-nucleotide messenger RNA. The record is from the annotation of a GenBank genome assembly. Lineage: Eukaryota; Fungi; Glomeromycota; Glomeromycetes; Entrophosporales; Entrophosporaceae.